CAAAAAAAUAGAAAUUUUAAUAAAAUGGAGGAUUUAAAGAGCAAGCAAAGAAGAGAAUUCUUAAAUACUGUGAAAGACCGCAAAGCUGAUCGAGAGAAGUACAUGACCUCUCUUAGGAAACAAGUCAAACAAGAGAUCUUCAGGAAAAAGAGAGUCAUGAAUAAAGAGUUAAGGAAUUUAGAGGAAGAAGCUCAGCAGAAAUAAGAUAUUUGAAGAGACUUGUAAAGCAACGAACCCAAAAAUACUAGAUCCUACAACAACACCUGAAGAGGCUUUGGGGAUGAUCACAGAGACUUUGAAGGAGCCAGGAAAAGACGCGGUUAUAUACGAAGGCUUGAUAAAAGUCUUAAAUGAAUUACUCAUCGAACACUCAGCCACUAUAAUCCCAGAAGUUAUUAGAGUCGGAACUAUGGAGGCACUCAGCCCUUUUUAUGAGUAUGUCUUUGAGAUUCCAGAAAACCACAGAAAGGAAAGUAUAAUUUUUCAUUUUUGAGGCAUAAUCUCCAAUGCUUUCACUACAGAUGAUGAAUCUUACUUAGAGUAUUUGAUAAGCAAUGAUCUUAAAAUUCUGGAAUUCUUGAAUAAGUGAUUAAAUGAAUACAGCAAUGAUGAUUGGAUGUUGUGAGAUAUUCUUUUCCCUUUGAACAACAUUUUAGGGUCUCCAAGCAUUAGAGAGUAUGUUCACCAGACUGAUUAUUUGGAAAUCCUUAAGAAAUAUUGACUGAAUGACCCAUAUAAUUGCUCAGCAAAUAUUCUUCAAAAGUUAUCUUGGGGAUUAGCUAAUUAUUGUGACUGAAAAUUUGAAGAAGAUAGUAAAGAACUUCAUUGGAUAAUCGAAGCUAUUUCGUAUUUACUUCCAAUCAAUGAGCAAUACGUGAAAGCUCAUGCCUGUCUAGCUAUCUCCAGACUCUGUGAUGAAAAUGAAAUUGGAGAGCUAGCAAUUAAGUAUAAUCUCGGUUCUUUUGUUCUCGAUAUUGCUUUUAAAUCAGAGUCAUUUGAGACGAAAAGAUGAGCUCUAAAAGCUUUGGGUGGAAUAUCAUCUUCAGAAAUCACAUCUGUUUCCAACUACCUAAUAACUCUGAAUAUCUUUGAUAUCUUGAUGCAAAUUCUCAAGGAGAACACUGGAGAAAUCCGAACAAAGACAUUGUGGGUGGUUGGAAACAUAUCAGGGGAUAAGAAUAUCUGAAACCAAGAGAUCUUCAUCUCCAUCAUCGAACUUCUAGAGAAAGAUAAAAGUAUAGACACUAUGAAAGAGAUUAUGUACGUACUGUCAAACACAAUCCAUCAAAUUUCUCUCUCAAGACCUUUCGUGGAAACUGAAAUUAAGAAAUAUAGCUCAAGAGAUAUUCCCUUCUCAGAGAAUUAUGACGAUUAUCUCUCAAUGGGAGAUAAGGAGAUUAUCGCUGCAAAGAAUAAUGAGAGGCUCACCUUCUUCAUAGAGAAUACUAAUAUUAUACAAAUCAUGAUAGGAUAUCUCCACACAAAUCCUUCAGACGAUGUGCUUAGCAUUAUGCUCGAUGCUUUUGCCAAUAUUUUUAGGAUAGCAGAAUGAGUUAGAAAUUCAGGCGAAAAUGAAAAUUUUGAUAGAAUUCUCAGAGAAAACUUUACAUAUAUCGGAGGCUGCGAGUGCAUUGAGGCUUUAAUCACUAAUCCAAACGCUGACAUUGCCUCUAAAGCAACAUCUAUCCUUACUGAGUAUCUUAGUGAUGCCUUCUCGUCUGAAAAUGGAGGAUUUGAUUCAAUGUUUAAAGAAGAGAUUAAGACUGACGAUCUUACAUUUUAAGUUACAAUGAGUA
Moneuplotes crassus is the source of this 1796-nucleotide messenger RNA. The record is from the annotation of a GenBank genome assembly. NCBI's taxonomy places the organism in Eukaryota, Ciliophora, Spirotrichea, Euplotida, Euplotidae.